GGUACGGAUAUCAGUCAAUUUCUCAGUCUAACUUCUUAUACCCAAACCACAACCAUGCCUAGAUUCCUAUUCUACCCAGAAUCCGGUUAACGCAAGACCAGGAUAGAAUUGGAAACCACCUUUUCAAACACGACAAGUUGGUUUAUAUUCUACGAUCAUUAUACAUCCAAAAUUACCCAACCUAUUCAUUUCACCAGUAGCAAAGCAAAACAUAAACAUUCAAAUUCAGAAAGUCUGUACCUUUGAAUUAAUUUAUGGGAAAUUGUUGAAUUCCGCAAGCGGUCGCGAACUCUUCGAAGCUUCUUCAACACCAGGAAAGACAAAAGGCCGUUGGUUUUGCACCGACAAUAUCUCCUCCGUCCGGCUAUUUCUCGAAGGUGGAUCACCGGCUCUAGGAACGUCUCGACGAAGCCUAUGGCUUGGGUUUCCACCGACGAGCUCCACCGAAGCCAAUUCGAAGCUGAGAAAUUUCUACGGUUUCGGUGGUUCUUCUGCAUUCUCCGGCGACUCCGAGCCGAUGACGACAUGCAAGAUUACAGGUCUAGAUUUCCUUUGGUCAUUUCGAUCUUCAAUUGGAACUCUGGGCUUGAGUUAAUCCUAGAAUAUAUCUUAAAUGCAGAAUGGUCGAGGUGGUGAGAAUCCUAGAAGUGAGCUAUCUCUGUGAAUAGGAAACAGAAUAGCUAUUGUUGCUGCUGUGCUUGACAAUAUCAAGUUCGUUGUUGCCAUGAUAGUCAGUCAUUGACUAUGGGGAAUGGAAUUGAAGUGAACAGUGAGAGUUCAUUAUUAUCAAGAAUUUUCAUUGAAGAAUUGUUCAGACCAGAAUAUGCCAAGAAUAGAUGGAGAGAAAAAUUAGGCGAAAGGAAAAAACGCGCCUCACGCGCCUUAUCUUUUUCUCUCUGUGAAAGCAACCGAUUGUGAUAAUUGACUAUGGUGCUCAUCGGCGUUGUCCUCUUGUUUCCGGCAUCGAUCGAGUCAAUCUUGUAGUCUGGUGGCGUCCCCGGUGUUCUCCGCCCUUCCACCGGGAAGGGGUGGAGAAGAAGAUGGGUCCUUGUUUCAACAGAAACGAAAUCGAAACGAUACGGAGCUGAGUUCUGAAUUGGCAGCUCUCAGAAUGGAAGACUUGGAUUCGCGACGGGUUGAGACCUCUCCAUCUUCACCUGUGCCCAGCUAUGCGAGUCUACUGAAAAAUCCGGUUGAUCGCUUCCAUCAAACCAUGGUGGAAGACUUCGAAAUGACUGAUGAGGAUUAUUCUUACUCUGCUGGUAAGCAUGGUCUUAACGUCUCCUUCUCUCAGAAAGUUCAUAAUAAACUCGAUUAUGACUGCCGUAGUGCUGUAAUUGUGAAAUUGAUGGGGAAGCCAAAUUCUACUAAUGCGUUGGAUUUUAUGCUAAGGGGCUUAAGGAGAAAAUGGCAGCUUAAGGGUGGUUGGCACUUGAUUGAUCUUCCUAAUGACUAUUUCAUUGUUAAAUUCAACCUUGAUGAAGAUAUGAAUCAGGUUCUCUAUGGUGGACCUUGGAUCCUAGUUGGGCAAACAUUGGUUGUGCAGAAAUGGAGACCUGAGUUUGAUCCAGCUGAGGAGAAAAUAAGUCGAAUGGCUUUAUGGGUAAGACUCUCCGGUUUGCCUGUGAAAUACUUUAAGGAAUUCACAAUUGCUAAGAUUGGUAGAAUAAUUGGGGAUGUUGUGAAGAUUGAUCAGGUGACUCUUGGCCAAGCUAGAGGCAAAUUUGCCCGUGUCUAUAUUGAAAUUGACCUGAGUAAACCUUUAAGGCUAUUUGUAGAAGUCGAGGGUGUGGUUUAUGGAGUUGUCUAUGAGGGAAUUUCUAUGAUCUGUUUUGAAUGCGGCUGCUAUGGUCAUGUUAAGGAUAAAUGUCCCCAUAUUCACACUAAGAAUGUUACUUACUCAAAUGCUUCUGUGAAUGCUAAUCAUACAUCCAGUGAUGGCAGUGGCCCUGAUGUUUCCAAUGAUAAUACUCAACAGGAUAUGGAUACUGCCCAAGUGAAUGUGGUUCCCUCUCCACCCAUCAUGAAGAAAGACAUGGGUCCUUGGAUGUUGAUGACAUACAAGAAUAAAAGGAGAACUAACACUAACAAUGGGGAUGUUAAGAAAGUUCAAGGCUCUGGAUCUCGAUUUGCGGUGCUUCAGGAGGUUUCUGGGGAGGAAAAUAUCAGAAAUGAGAUGAAUGCUCCUCUUAGCAAUGAACCAGCUUCUGCUUCUGACCCACCAAUUGUUAAGCUAUGGAAGAAUCUACAAGAGAAAGUUCAACUAACCAAGGUGCCUAAAGAAAAUGAUGAUAAAGCUUCUGAUAAGAGCAAUAGGAAGAGAGUGAUGAAUGAAGAAAUGAAAAGAUCGAAAGAUAAGCUUCCUGCAAGAGUUCCGAUGAAAGAUGUGUCUAAUGAAGUGAUUGGACCCUCUGGUAGUGGAGCUGUGCCCAAAUUCACUAUGUGGUAUCAGAGGAAGAGCAAAGUUUUAACUAAUCCUGGUACUAGUACUAUUGGUGUGGGUAUUAGUACUAGUAUUUGUCAGGAGAAUAAUGUGCAAAGUUGUUGUGUUCCAGCAGUGUUUGGCCAUUGUCCUCCGGAGGAGAAAGUGUCGAAUGGGGAUUGUUCAAUGGAGGAGACAAUAUCUAAUGCAGCUGAAAAUUUUGUUGAGAAGACCUUUACUGAUAACAGUGUUUUGGCACAAGUUCAAGAGACUCCUUCCCUUCCUGUGGAAGGUAUUGUUUCUGAAAAUUAAGGGAUCCCUCCCUACCUUAUCGCCAUCUUCCAAUGUUUAAAAUCUUAUGUUGGAAUGUGCGUGGUGCUGGGGGUAAGAAGUUUAAAUCAGCUAUUCCUGAUCUUGUCCACUUUUAUAAGUUGAUAUUUCACUACUAGAAUUAUGGCCCCAGACAUCGGCCAAAAACCGAUGAGAAACAAAAACCCAACCGAUGUCUUUGUGGGUGAUGAGAAAGAUCCGGAAA
Molecule: messenger RNA, 2957 nt
Organism: Rosa chinensis
Lineage: Eukaryota; Viridiplantae; Streptophyta; Magnoliopsida; Rosales; Rosaceae
Exons: 4
Coding region: 1112-2734 (540 amino acids)
Molecular function (GO): zinc ion binding; nucleic acid binding
Source: RefSeq, a predicted model, not a curated record